AUGAAGCCCAACACCAUCAUCAUCCUUCUGUUCUCUGCUCUUCUCCUCGCUCUCUUCACCACCACUCACGCUCUAACCGUCGCUGAACUUCGUCAACUCAUUCAAGAUCGUCGUUCCAGCGCUUCCGAAUAUGGAUCUCAACGAACUCAACAACAACCUACCAAAUCAUUCGAUGUCUUUGAUGAGUUGGCAGAUUCCUUGUUAAACAUGAAUGAAGAUGAAAUGGAAAACUCUGAAGAAAACUCCUUUUUCGAAAAUUCAGUAGAAGAAUCAUCAAACAUUGAACCCUUGUCAGAUGCCAUGUGGCCUGAAACAAGAUGUACCAAUGUCCAAGGAGCUCUCAACGUUCGUUCUUCACCAUCACCAAGUGCCUCUAUUGUGAAAACUUUGGGUCCUGAAACUCAGGUCACUGUCUAUCAAGUGGCCAACGCUGCCGAUGGAUCCAAAUGGGCUCGUGUUGGUAGUGGACAAUGGGUUUCUGCCAAAUUUUUGAAAAUGUCAUGUGCCAAUUCACAACCAACAAAACCUCCUUCAUCAACAAAUUCUAACAUGGAUAAUACCAAGAAGGCAGAGGAAGCAUUGGCUCAAAUCUUUGGAUCCGAAGGUAAAUGUCAAAACUGGGCCUUUGAUUCUGGAAAUUCAUUCCAAGGUAAAAUUGGAUACACCUGUAUGGGAGUCAUACCUGCUGAAUGUUGGAAUAAUCGAAAUGGAAUUUUUGCUCCAUUGUUGGGUGGAUUUAAGGGUCAUCCUGCUGAUUUCUGUAAAUAUGCCUAUGAUAGGAAUCAAGUCGUGUACAAGCAAUGUGCAGCUCAAUUGUAUACUCAAAUCUAUUUUGGACCAGGAGGUUGCAAUCAAUUACCAAUGCCUGCUUUUUACGUGUGCGCAGAUAUUGCAGUGAAUUCUGGAACUGGAAGAUCAAAGCAAUAUAUUAAUGAAUUGGGUGGAUAUCAUGGACAAAAUGCUAAACAAUUUGCUCGUGCUUUGAAUGAGAAACAUAGGGCUGAUUAUAAGAGAUGGGGAUGUCCAACUUGUAAGAAUAGAGUAUUCUUGAAGGGAUGGUUGGCAAGAGCUGAUGCAAGAGAUCGCUACAUUGAUAACUAUUAA
Molecule: messenger RNA, 1104 nt
Organism: Naegleria fowleri
Lineage: Eukaryota; Heterolobosea; Eutetramitea; Acrasida; Naegleriidae
Exons: 2
Coding region: 1-1104 (367 amino acids)
Source: RefSeq, a predicted model, not a curated record